CAUGCGCAGAAACGUCGAGCGCUCAAUGAAAGCUGGCUAGUUUGCUAGUGUUGUUUUGUUCGCCUGGCUUGUUGGAUCGUGUCGGCGGUGUGUUGUUUGCGUCUUCAUUUCUAUCAUAGUGCGACCUGCAGAAUGAGCAAAUCUAGUUAUAAAUCGGUCGGCGGUGGAAGUACAGAGGAACUCGAUAAGGUUGACAUGUCUUUAGAUGAUAUUAUCCGGCUGAACAAAAAGCAGAAACAAUUCCAGGCCCAGACGCCAAAGCGCAGACUCCCGGUGAAAGGUCGCUUCUCUCAGGGGAAGAAAACUGGGCCAAGAGCUGCAGUGCCAUCUAUAAGAGGAGGUGUUGUGAACAAACGCUUCACUCGAAACCGCAAGCUUCCUCCCACGGUGGCCAGGCGUCGUGGGCAGGGGGUCAUCACUGGUUUAGCUGCGAGAAAAAAUGCCGUCCUGUUUAAAGGGAUCAGUCCGCUCAACCGACCCGUCCAGAACAGACCCACUCAGAACCGACAGGUGCCCAACAGAGCAGCUGUCAACCAGAGAUCUCAGCCGUUUGUCCAGCGGCGACAGAUGCCGAUCCAGAGGAGACCAAACAGACAGAUGGACUCUCAGAAACCCCAGAGCUCAGUUUCUUACAAACCAUUUCGGCUUCACAGGAAAUGGAAUGCUCCGACUGCUCAGCAAACACAGAGAGAAGCACGACAGGCCACUUUCCUCUUCAGAAGAGGACUCAAAGUUCAUACACAAGUUCAGAAGACAAAGUCUGCUCAACCCACACAGAGAACACGCUCGUGGCGCACUCCUACAAACAACAGUGGCAUCCUCACUGUGUCAAUAGACAACCCCACAGCGAGAACACAGCCUGAGCCCGCUCAGUCCUGGUCCCUGCACCCCGUGACUCCAGCGCGCUCCUCACCCCCUCAAGAGGAGCCGGAGAGGAAACCUCCUAAAGGUGUCGCCCUGCAGUUUGAUAUCAACAGUGUUGGGAAACAGACUGGAAUGACCCUCAACGAGCGGUUCCGCAUCCUGAAGGACCAGCGUGUGGCGGCAACACAGCAGAGCAGCAAAGGAGGCCGGUUCGUCACUGUGGCUUAGAGCUGAACCCUGAGACACUCGGUUCCUGAUCACACACACUCAACAAUCCUGCAGGACAGAACAGCUGAACUGACGCUGUUCAUGACUCAAAGUGAUUCGCCCUAAUGGAGGAGACUUCAUCAGAAAGUGGAUAUGCUGGUUCUCUGGAAAAGGAGACGUUGGGGAGACUGAGACUGAUUUUCUGUUUUUUAGUUUAUUUUUCUAAAAAGCUGCCAUUCUGUCUUCACAAAGCAAGUAUUAACUGUUGUCCCUGAGUUUCAGUUAUGUUGUGUCGUCUCCUGAACUGCCCUUGCUAUGUGAUGGCGUCCUGUUUUUUUUUUAUAUAUAUAUAUAUGUAUAUGCAUAAAGUUGCAGCUCUAUGACUUUAAACGUUUCUGGAUAGACUUGGUUUUUCACAAAGCAGCUGUAUGAAACAGAACAUUCUUUUUGUAGAGCAAAAAAGACUGUUUUAAGAUGUUUUAUAUUAUUUCAAUUAAAAAACAUUGUGCAACAUGUCUCAUUUUUGAUAACCAGAUUCCUAUUAAUGAUAAAUUAUAUAUUAAUGAUAAUGACACUUUAAAUGCAUUCUUUGUAAGAGCUAAUCUUAAAACAAACAUUUAGUUUUCUGUACUUGAUGCGUAAGUUCAUUAAUUUGUUAUUUGUGACCCUGGACCACAAACCAUGGGUCAAUUUUUUUAAAUAGAGUUUGUAUAUGGUUUGUUGUGAUAGAACUAUUUGAAAAUCUGUAAUCUGAGUCAAAUAUUGAGAAAAUUGCCUUUAAAUUUAAAGUGCUUAGCAAUGCAUAUUACUAAUUGGAAAAAGAAAAAUUGCUAAUUUUGACCCAUUUUUGGCUGCUGCUACAAAUAUACCUGCGACAGUCAUGACUGGUUUUGUGGUCCAGGGUCACAUUUGAACUUUUAAUAGUGGUUCAUUUAGGUUGGCAAUGGGGAAAAUACAACAAUGCAAUUAAACAGUGCAAUACAGGUGAAAUAUUACUCCUUUGCAUCUAAAUUAAAUUUGACACUAUAAAUGGGGUACAGGAAAAAUGUGUAUAAAUUUCUAAAUAUAGAAUUAAUAAAACAUGAAUGUUAAAUGUAUUUGUAAGAGCCAAUCUUAAAACAAAAUGUAGUUUUCUGUGCUUGGUGUAAAUUCAUUGCAUUUAAAAUGAAUUAUUUAAAAUUUUAAUAGUGGUUCAUUUCUAUUUAGUAAAAAUACUUGAGGAGAAAAUAAUGUGUAAUACAGGUGAAAUAUUACUCAUUUGCAUCUAAAUUUAGUUGUUGACACUACAAAUGGGGUGGAGGGAAAAUGUCUAUACCGUUCUAAAUAUAAAAUCCAUAUAUAACAUUAAAUAUUGUUACAUGUAUUCUUAAUUCAGAAGUACUUUAUGGGGAAAAACACAACUACAAUACAAUUAAAUGGUGUAAUACAGAUUAAAUUUUACUCAUUUGUUUCUGAAUUUAGCUUUUGACUAUGUAGCUGGAUCAUAUGGAAACAACUGAUGUUUAGGCUGUAUUUCACCUCAAAAUAAAUUUGGGGUGGAGGAAAAGUGUACAAAAUAAAUAUAUAAAAUUCUUUAAAAAACAAACAAAAAAAAGCAGCAAUGUUUGUAUCCAGUUAUUUGACUGUCUUUCAUAGCAACCGCAUAAAUCUGGUACGAUGGCUAAAACUCUGUAUUUUUUCCUUUAUAAUUCAACCCAUCAGGGGGGUCUUUUUUGUGCCUUGUGUUCAUGUUGUAGUCUUGCAACAUAUAACAGUAUGUGUCAGUAGCCCACACAUCAAGGUAGAUCCGUCCUGUUUCCUCUCAAUGUGGGGAAGUCACUGCCUACGGUCAAAUCAUGUGAGCCUUCAAGUGUGAAAAUAAUUAUCACGGUGCAUAAAGCUGAACCAAGAGCAUCGCAGACAAUUUCACACCCCGUUUCUAGAGUGCGCUGAUACAAAUACUCCCAAACAGUUUUGUAAUUUGAAUAUUGCAUUUAUUUAAAUACAUUAAAAUUUGCAAUGUAACAAAACUAUUGGCAUAUGAAAUUCAAACACCAUUUAAAUGAACGAAACAUGGCUCACUUCAUUUUCUGUGGCUAGUGCCGUCUCAUACACACUAGUCUGUUUUAUCUCCUCACUAACGACCUCCAUAUCUCCUUCCCCCGCCGACACUAUUCACAGACUACUUACAAUACGAGUGCCCAAUACAAAUGAGGUAAGAAAGUGGUUUGACUUUUACAGAUCAUGCAGAACAUGCCUAGAAGCAACAAAAAAGGUUGUUGUGAGGAACAAAAAAAAAAAUAAAGUACAUAGAGUGUGCAUAACAAAACAUAAAAAAAAAAAAAAAUGAAA
Onychostoma macrolepis is the source of this 3402-nucleotide messenger RNA. RefSeq names its product UAP56-interacting factor-like. The record is from RefSeq and is a predicted model, not a curated record. Gene Ontology annotation, molecular function: mRNA binding. The transcript has 9 exons. NCBI's taxonomy places the organism in Eukaryota, Metazoa, Chordata, Actinopteri, Cypriniformes, Cyprinidae. Gene Ontology annotation, biological process: mRNA export from nucleus. Bases 133 to 1092 code for a protein of 319 amino acids.